AUGAAUAGCUGUGACGAUAAAGACGAAAGCGCGAAACUGUUACCAGAAACAAAUCCAGGUGAAGUGAGGACUAGCGUUGAUGGAAAUAAUUCUAAUAGUACAGGUGAUGCAAUGACAUCAUCAAUUGAGACAAUAGCUUUCGAUAGUAAGUUAAUGAAGACUUCUACACAUGCUGAGGAAUUGGCGGCCACGUGGGGCGGACGAUGCUCUCUGCCUGAUUCGGGUAGAUUGCGUCGAGCUCAUUCUUGGUCGGGAGGAUCACCCGAAGAUUGUACAUCUGAAAUUCGUAUAUUGAGGGAAAGAUUAGUAAGAACACAAACGAGACCUCGACCUGGCGCGGUUCGACAUUUGUCCCGUCAUCAGCGGCUGACACUCGCAUCACUAGCGCUCGUUGACUUCAUGAGCUUCUGCUCCAUGAGCAUCAUGGCACCUUUCUUCCCGAGAGAAGCUAACGAAAAGGGACUGUCCGAUACCAUGUGUGGAAUGGUGUUCAGUUUCUACGCUGUUGUGAUGUUCCUAACCUCCCCACUGUUUGGGAAAUUCUUACCGGCAAUGGGUGCAAAAUUUAUGUUCAUCGCGGGUAUGUUUGUCGCCGGAGCCUGUAAUGUUUUAUUUGGAACACUAGUGAUGAUAGAAGAUAGUUUAAUUUUCACAAUUAUGUGCUUCUUGGUACGGGGAAUGGAGGCACUCGGUGCAAGUGCCUAUUCGACCGCCAGCUACGUUUUUGUGGUGAACGCGUUUCCCGACACAAUUGGCACUGUUCUUGGCAUACUCGAGACUUUUGUCGGCCUUGGAAUGUCCGUGGGGCCAGCCAUUGGCGGACUGCUGUAUUCGCUAAGGAGCUUCUUCAAUAAACAAAAUGGCGAAAGCGACGACCAUCGUCUAAAAUCGUCGGAGACGCCAAGUAGAUCGGGGGGAUUUGGUUUACCAUUUUAUAGUCUCGGCUUAGUUAUGGUGUUGUCUGUACCGAUCAACUAUAUCCUGCUAUCAGAUUGUGAAGAAUACGUAUCCGGCUCGAAAACCGCAUCAGUACUUAGUUUAUUCAAGAUACCAUCGAUUAUCAUCACGGGCCUUGUCAUCGUAAUCGUUUCCAACACCUGGGCUUUUUUAGAUCCAACGCUGGAACCUCAUUUGCGACAAUUUGGUCUAUCCACCAACCAAAUUGGCUUCAUCUUUUUACUGUUCUCUAGCCUGUAUGGAAUUUUUAGUCCAAUAUGGGGAUGGGUUGCUGACAGAGUACAUAACCACUGGUGUAUGAUGGUUUGGGGAUUAUUUCUCUCGACGGUCGGACUGCUACUUCUUGGUCCUUGCCCAUUUAUACCUGGUCUAACUCAGGACCUGUGGCUGGACCUGGUUGCUCUCUCUAUACUAGGAAUAUCAGUAGCACUCACUUUGUUACCUACUUUCCAAGGAGUCUUGACAAGUUCCAUAUACGAAGGUGGUUGCCCGGAGGCAUUGGCUACAUACAGUGCAGUAGCUGGCGUGUGGUCAUGCUGCUAUUCGUUAGGUGAGGUGCUGGGCCCAGCACUUGGCGGUGCACUCGCACAGCGCUACGGUUUCCCACUGUGCGCCACGCUAUGCGCUGCUGCUUGCUUUACGAUGGCGAUUGUAACAUUGACGUUCUUCUCACUGCGAGAGUCGACCAAAUGGAUUGAAGCGGAGUCAUUAGAAGAUUCGAUUCCAUACACCGACACGACGUGGAACAGCAAUAAUUUCUGCCGUUCACGUAGCGCUCCUCCUAAUCACAUUGCGGAACGCUCGCCGCUACUUACACCGUGUUCUUGCAGCACCAAAAACGGUUACAGUUCAUGCGGCACUUCGCCGCCGAAACACGCCUGUCUGAGACACAUAAAACGGAAGAAAAGUGGAUGGGCUACCGCAAAAGAGGUUAUGACGAACAUUCUCAAAUUUCAGUAUUUAACUAAUAUUUAUAUCAAAUUACGGAAAUUUGGUAAAUGCAAAAACAAGCUUAGAGCUAACGAAGAGUUGUACCAAAACUAUCUCGAAAACAACGGAAAUGAUAAAAAUACUUGGAGCAAUGUAAAUAAAAAUGGUAAAAAUGCCGCCAUUGAUAUAAAACUAAACAAUAACACUAUUCAUCAAAAUUGUGGACAAGCAGGAGUAGAGGAUAGUUAUUGUGCAUAUCUAGAAAAUGCUAUUUUUGGAAGCCCAGUUGUAAUGGAAAACAUUAAUUCGGAUAAUUUAAUAGUUAAAAAUAAACACAAGGGCUUGGUAGCAAAGUUAGUGACAAUUGACGAAGAUAGAAGAAAUUCUGAUGAGAUAAUUAAGCAUAAUUUGCAAAAAGUUCACUUUUACGAAAAUAAUGCAGCAUGUACAUCCCGUGAAGAUAUUUUUGAUGCAUGCGAUUGCAAAGACGGUGUUACAUAUGUAAGAGGUACUGUGACAGUGUCAUCGACAGGCGCAUGUGAAGUUUAA
This is a messenger RNA of Parnassius apollo (apollo), 2436 nucleotides long. Lineage: Eukaryota; Metazoa; Arthropoda; Insecta; Lepidoptera; Papilionidae. The record is from the annotation of a GenBank genome assembly.